UACCUCCCAUUGGUUUCUGUCACUCGAACACACCUGUUGAGCUGAGCUGAGAGGGAAGCUCAUCUGAAGCGGUUACAGAUCCCGGCGUUCAUUCCAACCACGGAUUUUAGCUCUAAACCAUGGCAAAGGAGACACUCGCAAUAUUUGUGUUUUCCGGGGUGGUUUACCUGACUUUGGCCAUAAAUGUUGAUAUACCACAAGUGACUUAUGAAUUUGCCCGAGGUGACAAUGCAACAAUACCCUGCAAGUUUGUACCCCUGAAGCCAGUAAACCCAAUUAUUAACAUCUUCUGGACCGCUCAUCCAGAUGUUGAUGGUGAUCCAGAUAUUGAAAUACUCAGUGCCUACAUCCCUUCUGCUGAUGCUCCAACUGUUGAUAUAUCCUCUGAUUAUGAAAGCAGGGCAAAACUGCAGUAUGACAUCCCUAACGGAAUUGCAAACUUGCAACUCAUUUCACUAACUUCAGCAGACACUAGAGUGCAUGAAUGUAAAGUUUCCAUUCCUCAGGACAAAAAAGGAAAGGUGUCAGACACUACACGUGUUGUGGUUUUGGUGGCUCCUUCUAAACCAAUCUGUAAGAUUCAGGGAGUAGCUGAGGUUGGACAGAACAUCAACCUGACCUGUCGCUCAGAGGAGGGCACCCCAACACCUACGUACCAGUGGAAAAGUUAUGAUACCUUAAAUAAUCCACGACUCAGCCUGCCUCCAAAGUCCACUGUUGAUACUACGACCGGUGUCCUGUCACUUUACAAUGUCACUUCGGAGACCAGUGGUUACUAUAUCUGCACAUCCAGCAACAAAAUUCGCCAGCAGUCCACUAACCUGACCUUGGCCGUUAUGCCACCCUCUAUGAACCUUGCCUCCACGGCAGGAUUCAUUGGAAUCGGAGUGGUGGCUUUUCUAAUCAUUCUGGUCGUUAUCAUUUGCUGCUGCUGUCGUAAGAGGAAGGAGGAGGUCGAGCAAUACGAGUUGGGCACUCAACAGGGUGAAGAAUAUAUGGACAAACAGCCUGCUGAGAUUGAAGAGCGUCAAAACGGACGUGUCGAGAGCAGGCCUGAGAAGAACACAAACCAGCGUGACCAGUAUGAAGACCAUACCGAGUAUGAAAACCAGAGCGAUCGCUACUCUGAACGCCGAGAUGACUAUGAUGAUCGUAGGCCGAGGUCGGACGACCGUCGAAUUGACCGGUACGAUGAUCGGCGCAGCGACCGCUACGAUGACCGCCAGAGCGACCGCUACGAUGACCGCCAGAGUGACCGCUACGAUGAUCGCCGCGCCGACCGCUACGAUGACCGCCAGAGCGACCGCUACGAUGACCGCCAGAGUGACCGCUACGAUGAUCGCCGCGCCGACCGCUACGAUGACCGGAGCAGAGACCGCUACGAUGAUCGACGUGAUCAGUAUGAUGACCGAGACCGGCGUGAUGAGCGUCGCAACGACCGGCGUGAUCGUUACGAUGACCGCGACAGAACACCUGUUAAGCCUUCAAGAGGCUAAGCUAACCUGGUAAUUUUUUUUUUUUGUGUGUGUUUUAUUUUUGUACAGGAAAAGCAAUUAAAACUAAAUUUCCACAGGAUAUGAUGCAACAUGACCCACGCCGAUUUCCACAGGAUUCGCAAAUUUAUUUUUAAGGCUUUUUAAAAAAAAAAAAAAAAAAAAAAAAGUAAAA
Messenger RNA from Astyanax mexicanus (Mexican tetra), 1668 nucleotides. It is a transcript of the gene gpa33a, whose product is annotated as glycoprotein A33 (transmembrane), paralog a. The record is from RefSeq and is a predicted model, not a curated record. Gene Ontology annotation, cellular component: plasma membrane. The coding region runs from base 120 to 1496 and encodes 458 amino acids. The transcript is spliced from 7 exons. Lineage: Eukaryota; Metazoa; Chordata; Actinopteri; Characiformes; Acestrorhamphidae.